GAUCUCUCACGUAGGACAAGAUGGUACCUGCUGCACAGCUGGGUUUCAACCUGCAGCCCCUUCUGGAACAGCUCAGCCAGGAUGAGCUGAACGAGUUCAAGUCUCUGUUGAGGCCCCUUUCCCUGCAAGAUGAGUUACAGCACAUCCCUCCAACAGAGGUAGAGGAAGCCGAUGGGAAGCAGCUGGCAGAAAUUCUCACCAACCGCUGCCCCAGCCAUUGGGUAGAGAUGGUGACCAUCCAAGUCUUUGACAAGAUGAACCGAACAGAUCUGUCUGAGAAAGCAAAGGAUGAGCUCAGGGGUAAGCACUUGCACAAGUGCAGGGAGAAGAUGUCACAGACCCAGAAGAAGCGAAGGAAGAUUCGAAAGGAGAGGAGCCAGCUAUGUCCUUCCUAUCCCCUACCUCCUAUCACCGAAGGUAAACAGGAUGAAUAUAGAAGUAUAUUGGAAGAGGAGGUCUGGCAAAGCAGGAAGAAGAACUUUUGGCCAGAAGCCAGUGAAAACAUCCACAUGGUCACCCAGAGAUACGAGACACUGGUCCCAUCCUGUAACGCUAAAAUGCUUGCAGGGCCAUUCGCACAGACGGUGGUGCUUCACGGUGCCGCGGGCGUCGGGAAGACCACGCUGGCCAAGAAGUGCAUGCUGGACUGGACGCAGGCCGGCCAGGCCCGCGCCCGCCCCGCCGCCCUCUACCUCAGCUGCAAGGCGCUCAGCCGCAGGGGGCCGUGCACCUUGGCGGAGCUGCUGGCCGACAGCGCCCCGGGCCCGCGCGGGGCCCUUCCGCGGCUGCUAGCGCGGGCGCGGACGCUCCUGCUGGUCAUCGACGCUUUCGAGGAGCUGCACGUGCCCGCCGCGGCGCUGGCGCGCGACCUGGGCGGCGACUGGGGCGCGCGGCGGCCGGCGCCCGUGCUCCUGGGGGGCCUGCUCAAGAGGAAGCUGCUCCCCGCGGCCACGCUCCUGGUGACCACGCGGCCCGAGGCCCUGGGGGAGCUGCGGCUAGUGGUGGAGCAGCCGCUCCUGGUGGAGGUCGAGGGGCUCUCGGAGCCGGAGCGCAGGGAGUAUCUGCGGCGACAGCUGGGAGGCGAGGCUCAGGCGCAGCGCGCUUGGCAGCUGAUGAGAAGCAACGCGGCGCUGCUCCGCCUGGGCUCGGCGCCCGCCGUGUGCUGGAUGCUGGGCGCCUGCCUGCGGCUGCCCGCGGACGAGGGCAACGACCCGGGUCGCACGUGCCGCACCGCCACGUCGCUGCUGCUGCGCUUCCUGUGCAGCCGGUUCGCGCCCGCGCCGGGCAGCUGCCCGCGCCCGCGCCCCCGGGCCCCGCUGCGCGCCCUGUGCCUCCUGGCGGCCGAGGGCGUGUGGGCGCAGACCUCGCUGUUUGAGCCCCGGGACCUGCGCAGACUGGGCGUGCGCGAGGCCGACCUGCGCCCCUUCGUGGACCGGAGCCUCCUGCAGGAGAGCGGCGAGUGCGCGGGCUGCUACCGCUUCCUGCACCUGAGCCUGCAGCACCUCCUGGCGGCCGCGCUCUACGUCCUGGGCGGCGGUGAGGGCGGCCCCGGCUGGAGCGCUCGCGGGGUGCGGAGGCUGCUCUGCAAGGAGGAAGGGCGGCGGAACCCCCACCUGGCCCACGUGGGGCGCUUCUUGUUCGGCCUCGCCAACGAAGACAGGGUCAGGGAGCUGGGGGCCGCCUUCGGCUGCCCAGUGUCCACGGAGCUCAAGCGCGAGCUGUUGGCGUGCACCGUGAGGUCCCCCGAGAACGGCCCCUUUUCCUCGGUGACGGACACGAGGGAGACCUUGUGCCGUCUCUACGAAUCGCAGGACGAACCGCUGGUGAAGGAAGCCGUGGCCCAGGUCACGGAAGUGUCCCUGCACUUGAAAGACCCCACGGACCUCGCGCACGCGUCCUUCUGCCUCAAGCAUUGCGAACGGCUGCAGAAACUGUGUCUGCGGGUGGAAAAGGGCGUGUUCCUGGACGACGACACCGCGUCGGGGUCCGAGGCCCGGGCUGCCGGGUCCCAGAAUGAUGAAUAUGUACUUCCUUUCUGGAUGGACCUUUGUUCCGUAUUCGACUCCAACAAGGAUCUGGUAUUUCUAGACAUCAGUCAGACCUUCCUGAGUACCUCAUCAGUGAAGAUUCUUUGUGAAAAACUCUCCUCUGCUACCCAUAAUCUUCAGAAAGUGGCCCUCAAAAAUAUUUCCCCAGCGGAUGCUUACCGGGAUUUCUGCAUUGUCUUUGGUGGUCACGAGACACUAACCCAUCUGACCCUUCAAGGAAAUGACCAGGAUGAUAUGCUUCCCAUAUUGUGUGAGAUCUUGAGACACCCCAAAUGUAAUCUGCAAUGCCUCAGGUUGGUAUCUUGUUCUGCCUCUGCUCAGCAAUGGGCCCAUCUCUCCUUCUCCCUCGAGAUCAACCAGUCCCUCACAUGCCUCAACCUGACAACAAAUGAGCUUACAGAUGAGAGUGCCAGGUUGCUGUGCAAGACUCUGAGACACCCCAAGUGCUUCCUGCAGAGGCUGUCGUUGGAAAACUGUCACCUUACAGAAGCCUGUUGCAAGGAGCUCUCCUCUGCUUUGAUCGUCAACCAGAGUCUGACACACCUGUGCUUGGCAAAGAACGCUCUCGGAAAUGGAGGGGUGAAACUUCUGUGCGAGGGCUUGAGUUACCCGGACUGUCAACUACAGACGCUGGUGCUUUGGUACUGCAGCAUAAGCAGCAAUGGCUGCCAUUAUCUGUCAACACUUCUCCAGCAAAAUUCAAGCCUUACGCACUUGGAUCUGGGGCUGAAUCACAUAGGAAUUACUGGACUGAAGUUUCUGUGUGAGGCUUUGAAGAAGCCAAUGUGUAACCUCAAAUGUCUAUGGUUGUGGGGAUGUGCCAUCACCCCUUUCAGCUGUGAGAUUCUCGCAUCUGCCCUUGGCAACAACCGGAGCCUGAUCAGUCUGGACCUAGGCCAGAAUUCCUUGGGAUAUAGCGGAGUGAAGAUGCUGUGUAAUACCUUGAAACUUCAGAAUUCCUCCCUCCGGACACUCAGGUUGAGGAUAGAUGAAUCUGAUCCUCGAAUCCAGAAGCUGCUGAAAGAAGUCCAAGAAAGUGACCCACAACUGACCAUUGAGAGUGAUAAGCAAGAUCCAAACAAUAACCGACCUUCUUCACAUGACUUCAUUUUCUGAAUCCCCUGGAGUUCUUGGUUCUCCAGUAAAGUCUGAGGUUGUCAAGGUGAUGGGGGAACUUCCUCUGAGCCCUCUCAGUGAUGUUAGGUAUGGGGCCAGAUGUUCUUUUAGCCUUGGGGGGGGUGCCUUUGGCUUCCAUAAAGCACACACAAGUGACUUAGCCCUGUUUUGGGUGGAAUGUCUAUACCUCGAGUCUAUCAAGAGAAAUAAAGGUGAAAGCAUUCAUGAA
Messenger RNA from Panthera uncia (snow leopard), 3393 nucleotides. It is a transcript of the gene NLRP2, whose product is annotated as NLR family pyrin domain containing 2. Lineage: Eukaryota; Metazoa; Chordata; Mammalia; Carnivora; Felidae. Gene Ontology annotation, molecular function: protein binding; ATP hydrolysis activity. Gene Ontology annotation, cellular component: cytoplasm. The record is from RefSeq and is a predicted model, not a curated record. The transcript has 10 exons. Gene Ontology annotation, biological process: regulation of inflammatory response. Bases 21 to 3164 code for a protein of 1047 amino acids.